UCCUCGGCGCCCGGCCCCGGCGGACGCGCGAGCCCGGGCCGCGUCCUGCCGUCCCGGCUGCGUGGAGCGGGCGGACGGGUCCUCGCACCGACGGCGUCCGCCACUGACCGCGACUUGGCCCGGGCCCGCCGGGGUCGAGCCGGAGGCCGGCAGAGCUGCUGUCCCAGCCCGCUGGGAGGCCACGGUGCGGGGCCCGGUCAGACCAGGAUGGAUGUGUGAAGACCUGGAGACCGUUGGCUAGGACCAGACACAGCGGUGUGGCGCCAGCCCCAGGCUGCCCUGGUGACCCGUGCAGGAAGAUGACUCCUGUGAGUGACAGGGCCAUGUCGGAGAGCAUCUUUGACCUGGACUAUGCCUCCUGGGAAAUCCGCUCCACACUGGUGGUGGCGGGCUUUGUCUUCUACCUGGGUGUCUUUGUGGUCUGCCACCAGCUCUCAUCCUCUCUGAACACCACCUACCGCUCCCUGGCAGCCCGAGAGAAGGUCUUUUGGGACCUGGCAGCCACGCGUGCGGUGUUUGGCGUGCAGAGCACGGCCGCGGGCCUGUGGGCUCUGCUGGGGGACCCUGUGCUUCAGGCUGACAGAGCACUGGCCCAACAGAACUGGUGUUGGCUCCACAUCACCACGGCCACCGGCUUCUUCUUCUUCGAAAAUGUGGCCGUUCACCUGUCCAGCCUGUGCUUCCGCACCUUCGACCUCUUCCUGGUUGUCCAUCACCUCUUUGCUUUCCUUGGAUUUCUUGGCUUAGUGGUCAAUCUCCGAGCGGGCCACUAUCUGGCCAUGUCCACCUUGCUCCUGGAGGUGAGCACCCCCUUCACCUGCGUUUCCUGGAUGCUCCUAAAGGCCGGCUGGUCCGAGACGCUGCUCUGGAAGCUCAACCAGUGGCUGAUGGUGCACAUGUUCCACUGCCGUAUGGUCCUCACCUACCACAUGUGGUGGGUGUGUUUUUGGCACUGGGACAGUCUGGUCAGCAGCCUAUACCUGCCACACUUUGCACUCUUCCUUGUUGGGCUGGCUUUGCUCACACUAAUCCUUAAUCCCUAUUGGACCCACAAGAAGACGCAGCAGCUUCUCAACCCUGUGGACUGGAACUUUGCACAGACAGAAGCCAAGAGCAGCCCUCCAGAAAGGACCUGUGGUCAGGGGCUAUGGAAAAAGAGGCUGUAGCCCCCAGGCCCUGGCCAGCCUCCAUGCCGGAGGACGGAGGCACAGGGCUCUGGGAAGCUGGGAAAGUAAUGACUUUCCUUACCCACAAGGUGGUAACUGAGAAUCGCUGGGAGAUUCUGACUCUGCUCAUUAGUAUUAAUUCUGAAGUAGCCUCAAAGUAUUAUGAAGACCUUGGUUCACUUUAGGAGCAUAUCUUUGCCAUGCAGUUUCCUUGACUGUUGUGGUGUGUUUCCACAGGAGCUGUGCUGGCCAGGUUAGCAUGCAGCACCCAGUGGGUGCUGGAUGCAGGCUGCGGUGAGGAGGGAAAUCUGAAUACUUGAAGGGACUUCCUUGUGAAGUCCCCAUGUGGGUGUGGUGGGGUCCACACGCUUACACUCUGUGUGUGUCUUACUCAGAAGUCGUGUUCUUUUCACUGAUAAAGAAUCAGCCUAAGGAGCUUGUGGCUGGUCGCUCUGGCCUGUAAUCCGAGUCUCUCAGCUACUGAGAUUUGAGGAUUGAGGUUCAAAAACAACCCAGGCAGAAAAGGCUGGCAUGCUCCGUCACUAAUUAACUAUCAAAAAGCAGGACUGGAGGCAUGCCUCAGGCGGGGGAAAACUCAGCCAACCAGAGCGCAAGUCACUCAGUUCAUGCCUCAGAACUGGCCAAAAAAAAAAAGAAAAAGAUUUUUUUUAACCCUCUUCAAAAUUUCUUAGUACAUACAGAUACUAAAUUCAGUUGCAGCACUGCCAUCUGGUGGCAAGUGGCAUCAAGAUGGAAGGUCGUGUGGCCUUGGUGCAGACCUCCCUGCUCAGCAACCCCAUGGGGGCCUGGAGACUAGUACUGCUUUUCCCGCCAGUGAAGGAAUCUAUUCUGUAGAAUAUAGAUACAGCAUAUAUGCUGUAUGCUGUUUUUAUUUUGUUGUGAGUGUGCUGGUACUAGGGCUUGGACUCAGGGCCUGGGCUCUGUCCCAAGCCUAGUGUUCUUAACACUUGAAUGACAGUUCCAUUUCCAAGAAAUCUAUUUUAAAAUGAGAAGUUUUUAUUGACAUUACAUUGCUUAGUUGACAAAAUAUGGGUAGUAUUUUAUCAGUCUUAAUGGUCCAUAUUUUAGAAC
Perognathus longimembris pacificus (Pacific pocket mouse) is the source of this 2258-nucleotide messenger RNA. It is a transcript of the gene Cln8, whose product is annotated as CLN8 transmembrane ER and ERGIC protein. Gene Ontology annotation, cellular component: endoplasmic reticulum; membrane. The record is from RefSeq and is a predicted model, not a curated record. The coding region runs from base 300 to 1166 and encodes 288 amino acids. NCBI's taxonomy places the organism in Eukaryota, Metazoa, Chordata, Mammalia, Rodentia, Heteromyidae. The transcript is spliced from 3 exons. Gene Ontology annotation, biological process: lipid homeostasis.